Messenger RNA from Williopsis jadinii, 568 nucleotides. RefSeq lists its product as uncharacterized. NCBI's taxonomy places the organism in Eukaryota, Fungi, Ascomycota, Saccharomycetes, Phaffomycetales, Wickerhamomycetaceae. The coding region runs from base 97 to 552 and encodes 151 amino acids. The record is from RefSeq and is a predicted model, not a curated record. The transcript is spliced from 3 exons.
AAGCGUUCAUGGAUAAUCGGGAUGAUCGAUUGAAUCGUCUCAUGACCACUGUUUGUUGUCCGUGUGUGUGUGUUCACAGGAUGUUCACAGGAUGUUAUGUCCACAGCACGAUCUGGCACCACAGAGACCACACCUGAUGUGCGGAUGUGGCUAUGCCCAAGUAGUCGUACUAGCAGAGUACCACUUAUGGACGCCUCCUUCUUAGCACGGUGCGUAUGCCGGUAUAACUACAAUCUACCAAAUCUGCAUAUAUGCCAACCAAGUAGUACCUCACCAACCAGGCCGUGCACCGUUAGCGGGAGACACUUGUCGACUGCGGUGCCACCUCACCCUGGGGUUGGCUACUUACAACCACCUACUCGCCACAAGUGGUCAGUGGCUCUGCGCGGUCUUCUCUUUCUGGUAUAUCUGUGCCCAGUGGGGUUCUUCCUCGAAAUGUCCAGGAACCAAUAUCUGACAGUGGUCUGGAUGCCCUUUAAAUCAUCCAAUACGUUACGCUUCCAGAGUUGUCACUUGUUUCAGAUAUCUCCUUGUCUCUUUAAAAUAAACUAAGCAUAGCUAUAAAACC